AUGCUGCGCUCCAUCACCAAGAAAUUUUCAUCAUCAGGCAAUCAGGUGAUUCAUCAUUGUUCCCACAAGUCUUUUGCUCCUUUGUACAUUUGUACACAGAAGGCUUGUUACUCCAAAGUAGGAGAAAGAAAACACAAAGAGCAAAUGACAGAUGUGAGAAAGAAAUACAAGCAAUAUGUCGAACAAGCAAAACAACAACAAGAUGAAAAAUCCAGAAAGGAAUUUGCCGAACACCGAGAAAGAGUUUUAACCUACCGUGAACAUAAACGCACCAUUGCAAUGCAAAACAUACAAAAACAUGAAAGAAUGAUGCAAAUUCAGAAGGAAGAGUAUGAAAGAGCAAGAAUGGAACGAGCUCAAAGAGCAAUUAAUUUAGAGGCCAUUGAACAAAGUAAAAGAAGGGAUAACUUGAAGAGAUUAGUUUCCGAGGCUGAAUUCUUUAUUACACCAGAAAAUAUUGAUAGACAUAUUGACAAUCAAUUAAAUCCAGCUCGUAUUGUUGUACCAACAAUGUUCGGAGAAGGAAAGUUUGGUGUUAACGAUGAGGUUGCUCUUGAAUAUUUGAGAGUAGGAAAAGAAAGACAACAUUUGAGAAGAGAGAGUAUUGCGGAAGAUCCACUCUAUCCUAAUGCUAAGGUUUUCGGAGACCAUAUGGCCUUUUUGGAGACUCAUUUGGGUCAAAACACUACAGAAUUAUUUGACUUGUACCAGUACCUGAAUGACACUGAAUCUGACAAUCAACCUUCAGGCCAGCCACGACCACAAGAAGUCUCAGAAACGGCAGAUGAAGAGGAGAUGGAACAAAACCUUGACGACAUGGAAGUUAACUUUGAUAUGAGUCAGUUGGAGUUGGAGAAGGAUGAUGAACCUUUGGAAGAUUUCCACAUACCAGCCGCUCUUUCUGAUGAAUUUGUAAAGAAAUUCGAAAAAGCUAAACCUGAAUUAGUAGAGGGAGUUGAUUAUUCUAAAUAUGAAAGAUUGUUACGAGAUAUGAAGUCUCUUUUGGCCAACGAACCUAUUUCUAUAGAGAAUCAAUUGAAGGCACUUGACGACUCUUCUGCUUUGGAAUUUAUGGAGGCUGUUGGCAAGGCACCUAAUAUGGAUGAAUCUGCUCAACAACCAAAACAAAGAGCUCGUAAACCAGAAGAAGAAGAAGAAAUUCUUGGAGGCCCUGGAGAACCUGUUGCAAUUCCUAAACUCGACGAUAAGACAAUAACAGCUUUGGAAAAUGAUGACGUCGAUUAUUUCAUAGAACAAGCAAAGAAAUUGCCUGUCGACCCUCUCGUUGCUUCAGUUAAUCACAUUGUACCUAAGGUAAAGAGUCAACAAGAAAAAGAAAGAUUGCUAGAAGAAAUGGCCAAGAUUCCACAGCUAGCCACCGCUCAUACUUUGCAUCCUGCUCCAAAGAAGAGAAAGAGAAAAACCUCCAAUGUUUAA
Molecule: messenger RNA, 1437 nt
Organism: Naegleria lovaniensis
Lineage: Eukaryota; Heterolobosea; Eutetramitea; Acrasida; Naegleriidae
Exons: 1
Coding region: 1-1437 (478 amino acids)
Source: RefSeq, a predicted model, not a curated record